GCUUUAAGCACAGGGCGGAGCUUGAAUAUUUAACUUGUUCGUGUUGUCUGCAGUGAUAUCAUAACGCUGCAAUAUGAAGACAUCCUCAUGUGACCGACACCCAUCUCCAUCCCUGGGCAAGAUACAGGUGCCAUAACUGGGGCACAAAAAAAAAAAAAAAAAAAAAAACAGGCAUGGAGAAUAAGAAGAGGAAGGAUGCCAGCUGAGCCCCUCAUCCCUCUGCAUCUACCACUGCUGCCAACAUCACACUAAAAAAAAGAAAAAAGGAAAAAAAGAAAAGAAAAUGGCUCAGUCUGUGAGGAGGCCAGAGACCUUAGGAACCAUGAACCUCGAUGCCCAGAGAGACAAGCCCAGGACUAGCUACUUCUGCAAUGUGAAGACCAGGUUGGGAUCCAAGUUGCCCGCUGGUGUCUCCCAGCCUCCGCAGUUUGCGAAGCCCCCCUGGGAGACCCAACCUCAGGCCCGAAUCAUGCAGCAGGCUGCAGCCAGCAGCCAGCUUCAGAACAAGCCCAUCGUGAGCCGGCCUCUCAACCAUAUCCCCCACAUCAGAAACCCCAAGCUGCGGCAGUACUACCUGCAAGGGACUUCAUGGGAUCUAAGCAGUACUGUGGUGACGGAAGAGCACGUGGGUCAAUCAUCAGAUGGUCUCCCUGGGGACACGGUGUUCAGUGUUUCUUCUAAGUUCAAUAGUAACGGUGCAUCCUCAGUGGAAGAAAGUAAAAUGGAUCACCCACCCUUCCAUACCUCCACUCAACUCAACUUAUCUGCUGCCCCGAUACCCAGAGAGCAGCUGCUCCUAAAGGAAAAAAACACUUUCACCAGUGAUGGAUCAACUCAGCUAGAACCUCACUCAGACUCUGCUCUCAGAGAGAAGCAGGAGGCAGAUGCAGAUCAAGGCUGUUUUGAUACCCUUGCCCCUCAGCCUCAUUCCCCCUCACCAGAGGCAGAAUAUGACAAACUACUGGAUGUGGAGGCGGUGCCACUGCCUGACGGACAGCUGUGCUUAUUGGCUCUUCCACCAGAAUGCUGUGAGGGGGAGGGACCAGAGGCCAAGGCCUACCUCAAACUAUUCUGCCGCUAUAUCACUGACCGCAAGGGUGUGGUUUCAGGUAUCCUGUUGGUGACUUCUAAUAAAAUCUUCUUCGACCCGUGUAAGACACAUCCUCUGGUGAUGGAGCACGGCUGCGAGGAGUACCUGCUGUCGUGCUCCGUUGACAAUCUGGCAUCUAUCUCCUUCUUCUCUGACAUCUCACAUGUUCAUUUCAACACCUCCCAGCAGAGGAGAAAAGGAAAGAAUAUUUUUCAGAAACUGAAAAAUGUGAAAAACCGGGCAGGCGGCCUCUCAAACCGGAAGGAGGGGGAAUCUGUUCCAGCUCUGGCGUCCGCUGUUCCAUCGGAUUUGCCCAGCCUGGCUCUGAGUCUGACCAAAGAGGUUUCCGAGGAUGAGGAGUCAGAGAGUAGGGACAUGGCAGAGGCUGAACGGGAUCUGGAUAGCAGCCCUCUGGAGGUGCAAUCAGAGGAGUCUGUGGGCGGUCUGGCUGUCCUGAGCAGCGCUGCCACCUUCUGCUGUGGAGGUCAAGAGGCAACAACUAAAUUAAAGGCAGAACUUCUAGACUCAGAGAAAUGCUCUGUGAAGAGUCAGACUGCAGUUCCUCAGAGGCCAUCAGCAGGUAGUCAUGGGGGUAUAAUGUUCGUGCGGCUGCGGGUUCAGCCAUCUGCAGGAAAGAGGAAGGAUGCUGGAGGUCUCCAGCUGGGUCUAGCCAAAACCCUACCCAGAAGGGAUGCCUGGCUGGCCCUGUCACGGGAAAGCUCCGACGAAAUGCAUGCCUACCUGAAGCGCUGCCGGCCGGACUUGCGUAUACUUGAGGGAGACGAGGAGGGUGAGGCAGACUGUGAUGAAGAGGGGUUUGUUCUUAUUGAGGACAAGGAGGAGGAAGACGAAGAGAUGUUCCAGAGGCACCGAGGGUCAGUGGAUGACUGGGAGAUGGUGUUGAUGGAGGAGAGCAGGGACAAGCCAACCCUGGUCAUCGACAGGGACCCGGAGGGGCUCGGAAACAUCGUGGAGAUCAGCCGCAUUUUGGAGGCUUCGCAUGUCAAAGAGCUGUGUAAGGAGCUGCCCCCACGGACAGUCGGAAACACCUGGCAGCUGGCUUACAGCACAUCCCGACACGGCGCCAGCCUCAAAACUCUUUACAGAAAACUCGCUGCCACAGACUCUCCUGUGCUGAUGGUCAUAAAGGACGCACUUGAUGAAAUCUUUGGGGCCUUCCUCUCUCACCCUCUGAGACCCAGUGAGACGUUUUACGGUACAGGAGAAACUUUUCUCUUCAUGUUGCACCCUCGUUUCAAGUGUUUCAGAUGGACUGGAGAGAACUCCUUUUUUAUUAAAGGAGACUUGGACUGCUUUGCUGUUGGUGGAGGCAGCGGCCACUUUGGGCUGUGGGUGGAUGAGAACCUGUAUCUGGGCCGCAGCAGCCCCUGCUACACUUUCAACAACUGCUGCCUGGCAGAAACAGACGACUUCCGCGUGAUGGAGCUGGAGGUGUGGACGUUCAGCUGAGCAACCGAACGACCUCUUUCUUCGACUGACUUUUGUCGCCACUGAUCGGCUUUAAUCAAGACAGAAUUUAUCACUGAGCAAAAACAUGAAGCUGCCCCUUCAUUUACUGAUAACAUCCAUGUAGAAUAUCACAGACUGCUGUGGAUUUUAGCCAGCUGAAAACGCUGAUCUUGAGCGGCUCACUGUCCCAGGGUGGACUGUUUUUCCUCAUUCCUGUGGGUUUGGCUGCUGCUGUGGGUGGAGCUGAGCUGUUAAGAAACUGGAUUCUUUGAAUCCGCAUUUCUGACUGGAGUUGGUUUUAAGUCUCAGAGAAGGCACUUUGCUAUAAAUGUGAAUCUGCAAUCUUAAUACUUCUCAUUAUUAAUCAUGAAAGUACGAUGAUGCUCCCGGUUUAUUAAUGCAAUAGCACUUUGAUGUUCAUGCUAGAUUCAAAACUCAAGUCUUACUAGAAGAUGUCUGAUCUGCAUGUGUACAGCCAAGUCUAAGAAAUAUUGUCAUUUCUAUAACCACUAGUCAACAUUUCCAUGGGUUGUUCUCCACCAGUAUCACACACAUUCAUGCUUAACACUUCUGACACAAGCUUCUUUUCCCCAUUCAGUCAUACAUCACUGAGGUUUCUGAACAUGGGAAAAAAAAAAAAAGAUGUGAAUGUCCUCAUAUUCAUGCGGUUUUCUCAUAGCGGUGACUACCAAUCCUCUCAAAUACGAUGAUCCAUCUACUUUGCUUACGUUGUACAGUACUGUGGAUUCAUUAAAGUCAGCACAAUGUAAACUUAAGUACUGUUAUAGACUGUUGAUUAAAAAAAAAAAACAAUCCUGUUUUUGUAUUUAAAAAAAAUUUAUUUGGUGAGGAAAAAUGGCACUGAUAGAUCAAAGACAGUGUUGUUUCCCUCAAGGCUUUCAGCAGGAAGACAACUCAUGGACACGACAUUGUAUGACCUGGAAGGUAAAAACUUUAAAGCAACCAAUUUGUUUGACUUCUCUUCAUCCAUACAU
Molecule: messenger RNA, 3555 nt
Organism: Melanotaenia boesemani (Boeseman's rainbowfish)
Lineage: Eukaryota; Metazoa; Chordata; Actinopteri; Atheriniformes; Melanotaeniidae
Product: nuclear receptor coactivator 7
Exons: 16
Coding region: 284-2560 (758 amino acids)
Biological process (GO): response to oxidative stress; regulation of transcription by RNA polymerase II
Cellular component (GO): nucleus
Source: RefSeq, a predicted model, not a curated record